Molecule: messenger RNA, 789 nt
Organism: Menidia menidia (Atlantic silverside)
Lineage: Eukaryota; Metazoa; Chordata; Actinopteri; Atheriniformes; Atherinopsidae
Source: the annotation of a GenBank genome assembly
AUGUCCUUUCCCAGUAGCUCUCCUGCGGCAAACCCUUUUUUAGUGGACUCUUUAAUUGGUGCCUGCAGGACGGACAGCUUCUACUCCAACAGCAACAUGUACAUGCCGUCCGGCUCAGACAUGGGGACCUACGGAAUGCAAACCUGUGGACUCCUGCCGUCUUUCGGCAAAAGAGGGGAGGUCAACCACCAAAAUACGGCCAUGAAUGUCCACUCGUACAUACCUCAAAUAGACAAUUGGACUGAUCCGAGUAGACCCUGCAGAAUAGAGCCGCCCAUUCAGAUGUCAAAUUGUACAUUUUCACAGAGCAUAAAGGAAGAGAGCAACUGCUGCAUGUACUCCGAUAAGAGAGUGCAGAAAGUCAGCUCGCCAGAGGUCCCCGCAUACUCUAACGUUAUCGCUGAGCCUUGCCCUGUCGAUGGUCCCGAGAUCCCGGUACCGGGCUAUUUCAGGCUGAGCCAAACUUAUGCCAACGGGAAGCAUCCGGACAACUACUGCCAUGACCCCGCGAGUCCCAAACCGACUCUCAUGCAGCUCAGCCGGGUCACCCCGAAACCGCAGCCCUCCUCGUCUGAUUUCGUGGAGGAGGAUAAGAAAAUUCAGGAGGUCCCACAGAACCCCGAAACCACCAGAACACCGGCCCUCGCAGAAAGCCCGGAUCCAAAGUCCAGCUCGGUGGAGAAAACCUGCCCGGUGGAAGCCCCCGUGUCCAGCCCCGAGCUGCAGCAGAAGGAAGGGAAAGGUGGGUUUGGCAACAAUGAAAGCUUUUAUCUUGUGGCACUGAGCUGA